This is a messenger RNA of Nothoprocta perdicaria, 1182 nucleotides long. Its product is annotated as zinc finger protein ZFPM2-like. The record is from RefSeq and is a predicted model, not a curated record. Gene Ontology annotation, cellular component: nucleus. Gene Ontology annotation, biological process: cell differentiation; negative regulation of transcription by RNA polymerase II; heart development. Bases 227 to 475 code for a protein of 82 amino acids. The transcript has 5 exons. NCBI's taxonomy places the organism in Eukaryota, Metazoa, Chordata, Aves, Tinamiformes, Tinamidae. Gene Ontology annotation, molecular function: RNA polymerase II-specific DNA-binding transcription factor binding.
UGAGGAAAACGAUACAGUCUCUAAAGAAGACUUUCCAUUGGAGGAAAGCUUUUCUGCAGAGUUUGAACCUGAAAAUCUGAGCUGUGAAGAAGUGGAAUACUUUUGUAAUAAAGGCAAUGGAGAAGGCAUCCAAGAGACAGCAGAAUCAGACGGUGAUGCAAGGGCAGAGAAACCUGGGCAACUUGCUGUGGAGACAGAAGACUGGGAUGGGCCAGGAGAGUUGGAGAUGUUCCAGAAAGACGGCGAGCGCAGGAUUCAGAGCCGGCAGCAGCUUCCGGUCGGAACGACAUGGGGGCCCUUUGCUGGGAAGAUGGAUCUGAAUAAUAACACCUUGAAAACAAAGGCUGCAGUCCCUAUGGUCCUGACGGCUGGCCCCAAGUGGUUGCUGGAUGUGACUUGGCAAGGAGUAGAAGACAACAAAAACAACUGCAUUGUGUACAGCAAAGAAAGCCAACACAUUCAUUUUGCAACCUGAAACACCUGCAGUACUAGAGAACUGGGCUCAUAUCUAAAAAGGGCUGAGCUGCCCUUCCUUUGCAGGUUUCUGAUUGCUACCCAAGUGAAAGAAGUUGCAAAGUGCUCUGACUAUAAUAUUGUGAGGCUUCUCUUCAUGGAUCCCGAAGUGCAAUUUGCUAUUCAUGGUACUGAAUACAUUUCAUAGGCAAACUUUUCCAUAACUUUCUUUUUAAUGUAAUGAGAAACUACUUUCACGCCAAAAAACAGUUUCUGAAAAUUCCCAUAGGAUGAUGUCAUAUCAAGUAUUAUAUUCUYGCUGUAAUUAUAAUAAAACUUAGCACAUAUAUACCAAUAAGACUUUUCAUCUUCAAAGUACUUUAGAAACACUGACUAAUUCAUUACAGUUUCAGUGCUAUCUGGUGAUUGAAUCUAUUGAGAUAUGAACUUUUUUUCAAACACUAAAAACUGUCUUCUGUUUGGCACAAUCUAACUGGAAUAAAAUGUUAUUCUUUAYAUUCAAAUAGGCUGCUUUUUGUUGUACUAAUGAUGCUUGGUAUUUUAGUCCUUGGUAACAAAGUAUUGUGUGAUAAUUGUAUAGCAGUCGAGAUAAUUUCUCAUACCUAUGCUACAUAACGUAGAUGCAUAUUAUAGCUGAACUGAACAAUCAUGAUAAAUACAUAUUAAAUACCUGCAACUUCACUAAAACAAUAUGGGAAGUAAGUUGCA